Malania oleifera is the source of this 1259-nucleotide messenger RNA. RefSeq lists its product as uncharacterized. Lineage: Eukaryota; Viridiplantae; Streptophyta; Magnoliopsida; Santalales; Ximeniaceae. Bases 550 to 882 code for a protein of 110 amino acids. The record is from RefSeq and is a predicted model, not a curated record. The transcript is spliced from 3 exons.
AACCGAGCCCCAUCGCCCCUGCCAGCCCACUGCCCAAAGCCCCAAAGUGCCCACACGGCCCGCACGCCCCUCUCGGCCCCUCCUACUCCAGCCCCCAGGCCAGCCCUAAUGUCCCAUUCCCAUUCGAUUCGAGCCCUAGCCCUCCCUCAUGCUCCAUUCAAUUCAUCAUUGGAGCCAACAGAGACUCAGAGAAAGAGAGCCAGCCGCACGAGGGACGGAGACCCUUCUUCUUCGACCCUUCGAAGCCCUCUGCCCUCCGACCCUUCGCCAGUCUCUUCGAUACUUCGAACCAGCAGGAGCUUCAGCUUCGUGAGUUCUUCUUCAACGCUUCGAACCAGCAGCACCUUUCGCGAGUUCGUCAGGAGCUUCGUGAGUUCGUCGUUGACCCUUCGAACCAGCAGGAGCUUCGUGAGUUCGUCGUGGACAUUUCGAACGAGAAGGAGCUCUUCGCAAGCUCGUCUUCAAGCCUUCAGCCUUCGUGAGUUCAUCUGCUUCGAAGUUCGAAUUUUACAAAAAAACACAGAGAUUGACAAUUGACAAAGUUGGGAAAUGGGAUCUGAAGCCUUGCAAGCUGCUAAGGUUUAUCGCCACCUUCUAAGAGCCAUCAGAAAACAUAUUGGUGAGGAAGGCAGCAAGAGGCAUUUUAGGGACUUUGUAACAAAAGAGUUCCGGAAGAAUGGUGAGGUCUCAGACCUGUCAUCCAUGCAUCAAAAACUGAAGCUUGCUCAUGAUUAUGCUUUUCUGCUCAAUAGCGUUCACCACCAUAAGGACUUACUAUUCUCUUACAACAUUGCUGUGGAUAGAUCAGAAGAAAUGAAAAGAACUCUGGGAAAAUCUGCUGCAAGUGUGGGUCUUCAGCUCCCUGAAGCUUAUCAGCCUUGAUGGGCCCAAGAUUUUUCAGUUCCUCUGUCAUGGAAUUUUUGUUUUGCAGAAUUGAAAAUUCUUCUCUCUCCCUCUCUCUCUCUCUCUUAGGUAGCAUGCCAUUAUUUAGAAUUCUAUAGCUUGAACCUAAUGAACUCAUAAGUAACAGAUGACUCAUUUUCCUUUCAUCUGACUCUUUUGUUAGAGAAAAAUCUUAGGUUCAAAUGUACUGUUAAGAUUUUGGUAAUCUGGGUUUGGAGUGUAAUUACACAUCCAAGUUAUUUUAUAGCUUUUCAAGCUCUUGGUUGUGCCCCAACACGGGAAGAAAUGAAGGACCUCUUACUUAUGCAGGAGACCCUGCCAUUAUAUUAUAUAUAUGCUGUCGUCCUUUUAAUUCA